Xenopus laevis (African clawed frog) is the source of this 1816-nucleotide messenger RNA. It is a transcript of the gene olah.L, whose product is annotated as oleoyl-ACP hydrolase L homeolog. The record is from RefSeq and is a predicted model, not a curated record. Gene Ontology annotation, molecular function: fatty acyl-[ACP] hydrolase activity. Gene Ontology annotation, biological process: lipid biosynthetic process; medium-chain fatty acid biosynthetic process. Bases 240 to 1004 code for a protein of 254 amino acids. The transcript is spliced from 8 exons. Lineage: Eukaryota; Metazoa; Chordata; Amphibia; Anura; Pipidae.
GACCCAGUCCUUACGCAAAGCACGCCGAUCACUCGCCCGAACUCACAGAACGUCACAGACCUGACAACCAAUCAGCUACGCUUCCUGUUCCAGAACGAGGCUUGGCUCUCUGGCGCUUUGCGUUUACUUCAAGCACUCUUCCCCGAGCUGUGAGGGUGGAGGAGAGCCCUGCUGAUUGCCUGAUUGGGGAAACACCUUUCCUUCUAGAGGAUCAACUACUUAACUAAUUGUUACAAAAGAUGGACAAACUAAUCACCUGCCUCUAUCGAAGACCCAGUGCAACAACAAGAUUAAUAUGUUUCCCAUGGGCUGGAGGGGGAUCAAUCUAUUUUGCACAAUGGGCCAGGCUGUUUGAUGAGUCGGUAGAAGUAUACUCUGUAAGGCUUCCUGGAAGAGAAUCACGUUCCCAAGAAGCUUUUGCUCUGACGAUGGACCAAAUAGUCAAUGAAGUAACCCACACUUUGCUGCCAAAGCUUCAUGAAAAAGCAUUUGCUUUUUUUGGCCACAGCUUUGGUGCCUUUACUAGUUUUGCUACUGCAGUGACACUUAAGGAGAAGCACAACCUGGAGCCUGUCCAUCUUUUUGUGUCUGGGGUAUCAGCCCCACAUUCAAAAUCAAGGUCUUCUGCGGUGAAAAAAUCUGAGCUGAGCGAUGAGGAGUUUUUGAGGUAUAUGUCCGAAGCAGGAGGAACACCAAAGGAAAUCUUGCAGAAUAAGGAUGCACUGCAGAUGUUUAUUCCUCCACUCAGAGCUGAUCUCAGGGUUGUUGAGAAUUUUAUCUUUAACAAGCCAGAAAACCACAUUCUCACCUGUGGACUUACCUGUUUUGAUGGCACAGAGGACAUUCCACAUGAUUUAGAUGCAUGGAAGGACAUUACAAGUGGAGAUUUUAACAUACACAAAUUAUCCGGAGGCCAUUUUUACUUAAAGGAUCCUGCAAAUGAAAAGCAGCUUGUGAAAUAUAUAACUAAGUAUUUAGAAACUGCUGAAAUGGAUUAUUUGUGAAUUCUGGUGUCAUGGAGCCACAAUCAGCAGUCACAUUAUGAAGGAAAAGAAAUACAAAAAAAUUACAGUUUUUGAAACCAUUUCCUCUUACUUCCAGGCGUACAGUAUUUACAAAUCUCUUCAUUAUCUGCGAUAUAAACAUAUUUUAGUUUCAUUUUUGAAGAAUGUAAGAUUUCAAAAAGAAGAUUUGCAUUUGCAGUUACAAUGCAGGCAAUAUACAAGAAUUGUUUUGGCAGGCUGAAGUGAACUGUGUGUUUGUUUGCCCAGUAAAUGAAUCUUGAUAAGAAGCUUGCUGCACUGGUCUGUGUAGUUCUAGCAAAUGUAGGUGUGGCAAUUGAAGCAGCAAAUAGUAAAGGUAGAGUAUGAUACAUGGAUUCAUAUGUGACCGUUAAGCUGACUCCAUGUAUCUGAAGAUCCACCCGUUGGUGAGGUGACUUUGAUUGGCCACCCUCAAGCUGGGACAAAUCGGGUUCAUCCUGGGCCAAAUGCAAUCCUCAUGUGAACGAAUUUCCUAACCUGCCCAACAGAUUGGGCAGAUAUAUGUCAAGCAUGACUAAAUGAGAGGGAAAAAAAAUAUUAAGAAGAUCAUAGGGAACAUAAUUUUUUAGGAAAAGGUUUGUUGUGGAUAUUUUUUCUGAUGUAAAAGUUACUCUUUUCCCACUUCAGUUAUCUGAUACACAAACCAUAAAGAGGAGGUGCUAUUCUGUUGCACCCCAUAAAAAUGGUUGUCUAUGGAAAAGUCAAGUAAAAAGUUACAAAGCUACAGUAUUUGAGCAGUAUUUCAGAUACAAUAAACUUCUGCAAACCUCAAA